This is a messenger RNA of Aedes aegypti (yellow fever mosquito), 839 nucleotides long. RefSeq lists its product as uncharacterized. The transcript has 2 exons. Gene Ontology annotation, molecular function: N-acetyltransferase activity. The record is from RefSeq and is a predicted model, not a curated record. Lineage: Eukaryota; Metazoa; Arthropoda; Insecta; Diptera; Culicidae. The coding region runs from base 96 to 815 and encodes 239 amino acids.
GAACUUGACCGCACACCAUUCGAUUUCGGUUCUCGACCGAUGAUAAGGCCAACGAACGGUAGAUUUGUUCAGUUUUGAAUUAGAACUGAUUGCAGAUGGUUUGGAAGCGUCCAGCAGAGGUUCCCUAUCCCAAGGUUUGGCACAGGUUCCAAGCCAAGGGUUUACAGGAGGAUGGCCAGUUGGAGUGGUAUACGGUGCAGGAUCUUCCGGAGGAUCGUUUCGAGGAUGCCAUCCGGCACAUGAGCGAGCACUUUGCGCGCGAUGAGCAACUGAACAAAGCUAAGGGACUUGAUCAGGAUGUGAUUGGCAUGGAAGAGGUGGUACAACUGUGGAAAAUCAUGCUUCCUGAACGAUUGUCUUUGGUUUGCUUCCGAGAGGGGUCGGAUGCAAUCGUGGGAGUCAACAUACUAGGAGUGGCUUCCAAAUACGAUAAGGACGAACUCAAGCUCAAAAGCGAUAUCUUCCGAACAAUCAUCGCUACGAUUGAGUACAUCUCCCACCAGGCCAACGUGUUCGAACGUUACGGAGUGGAUCAGUACCUGAACGCGAUGGGCCUGUCGGUGGACCCAGUCUAUCGGGGGCGUGGCAUUGCAACCGAACUGCUUCGAGCAAGAGUUCCCCUUUGUAAGGGAAUGGGUUUGAAGUUGACCUCGACAUGUUUCACGGGGCCCGGAUCACAGGCUGCUGCCCGGAAGGCUGGGUUCGAAGAAAAUUUCAACAUCACCUACGCAGAACUGGCAAAAGUUGAUCCUCGCUUUGUGUACCCUGGACUUGAUGAGAAGAGCUGUAAAUAUAUGAGUUUGAAGAUUGAUUAACACACGAAAGGGGUCGUCCAUGAA